GCUCGCUCGCUCACGGGCAAAGCAGAAUCGCAAAACCCUCUCCCCUCUCCUUUGCCCCUCUCCUCCUCCGCCCACCACAAGCGAAAUGCUCCGACGCCUCGCCGGCGCCGCCGCGGCGCCCCUCCGCCGCUCCCUCUGCACGGCCGCGGCGGCCUCCUCGCCCCCUCUUCGCCCUCCAUGGGCCAUGCUCUACGCCAAGCCGGCGCUGGACGCGUCGGGGGCGCCGUCGCGCGCGUCCCUCGACCUCCACGAGGACCUGUGGGCCCAGCUCUCCGUCCCCGCCCGCCUCGUCGUCCCCGACGCCGGCGACGCCGCGGACUUCUUCGCCGGCGCCGUCCGCGCCGCGACCCCCGACGGCCUCCUCCUCCUCGACUUCUCCGACACCCGCUGCCGCGCCCCGGUCGACCGCACCUUCCGCCCCAGCUGGCUGGCCGAGUUCGACGCCGCCGCCGAGUACGCCGGCGAGCCGGACGUCGCGCGCUUCGUCUGCAACCCUCUCAGCGGCCAGCUGCUCCGCCUCCCUGCCCCGGGCGCGGAGUUCGCGAGGUCGUCCACCGCAGGCUGCUCCACGGGCUUCGGCCUGCUCACCCAGUCCGAGGGCUCCCGCGGCCCGCCCGACAGGUACGUGGUCGCCCAGCUCAGCCGCAGCCGCCGCGGGGGAGCGGACCACCCCGUCGUGCGCCGGUUCCUGUCGGAAACAGGGGAGUGGGACGAGCGGCGGUUGGCCGGCCCGUCCGUGCCGGCUAGCCGGGACAUGCGCAUAGACCCGAACCUCGAGGUGGUGGCAUUCGGCGACAGGCUGUGGUGGCUCGACCCGACCUGGGCCGUCUGCUCCGUCGACCCUUUCAGCGACCAGCCGGAGCACCGCUUAGUCGAGCUGCCCCCGGCCAGCGUGCUGCCUGACCUGAUUGACCUGGCGGGGACACCGGUGCUGGGCAGGUACCGCCGUCUCGGGGUGAGCGAGGGGAAGCUGCGCUACGUGGAGGUGUCUAACAGCAGGAAGCCAUUCGUGUGCAGCUCCUUCUCGCUCGAUGAGAAGGGCUGCUGCUGGACGCUGGAGCACAAGGUAGCAUUCAAUCCUGUUCUCCCUGAAAGGUGCAAGGUUCUGGAAGACCACAUACCGUGCAUUGCCGCCAUCGAUCCAUUCCGGGCGAACUUUCUGUACCUCAUCUAUGGUCACUUUCUUAUUGUUGUGGACAUGGCUAAGGGGAAAAGCUUAGGGGGGCAGCAUCUUCCAGAAAGAGCCGGCGAUCAAACCCUGUGCCCCUCUGGUUUUCUUGUGCCCUGCAUGCUCCCAACAUGGCUAGAGUCGAGCUACAUCCCCUGUGCAGGAACCCUUUCGAGCAAGAAGACCAAUUCCAAAAGGAACAGUUUGGCAGAGACGCUGGUUCGUGCGGACAGGGGGCAGAAAAAUUGAAGUGCGCCAGCUUAUCUGCGGGUUCUCAAAAUUGUGAGGUAGGAGUUGUUUUGGAGGACUAAGAAAUUGAUGGUGGUAGACUGGUAGUUCCUGAACUCCCGUUUUGGGGGAGUGCUGUGAGAAGUUUGGGUUUGUCAGGCUUUGCUGAUGCGCCUCCUCUACCAUGGUUUGUGCAAAAUCUGCAAAUGUUUUACAUAUUUUCGCUUUGCUUGUGGACCCGUUGAGUUUUUAGACUUUUUACUAAUGUGGCUCUAUUCUGUCGGCAAUUCAGCAUGAAUCGAAUGCCAAUAACUGCAUUAUAUGUCUUUUUAACGUCGAAUGGAUCAGUAGCUUUAGAAGUUAGGAUUAUGAAUAUUUAUGGCCUUGACUAUUACCGACAACUACUGUUCUGAGUACAUUGUGGAAUCUGGAAUGUUAUUUUAAAUUGAGAUUGCUUUUCUUUGAAUUGAAUGGGUCUGUAAGCUUAAACCAAUGUGUUCUUGCAUUGUUAUCCAAUCUGGAGUUUAGCUUAUCCUUGUCAUUGACAUGUUGAUAAAAACCUGUGCAUUGGAAAGGUUAAGCUGCUCUUAAGUGUGGCUGAUCUUGGAAUCCUGAUGUGUACGUACUCUGCAGUCGAUAAGUCUGGCCUGUAUGAUGUAUGCUAGUUUUCGCCUUGCAUU
Molecule: messenger RNA, 2076 nt
Organism: Triticum aestivum (bread wheat)
Lineage: Eukaryota; Viridiplantae; Streptophyta; Magnoliopsida; Poales; Poaceae
Exons: 3
Coding region: 86-1417 (443 amino acids)
Source: RefSeq, a predicted model, not a curated record